CUCCGUGUUGUGUUUCCGGCCGCUCAGCCUGCGCACAGACAGACGCUGGACGUUAAACGGGGACCUGUUGAAUUAAUGCAGGUUUUGGAAACGCCGUGAUUUUCCGCGAUGAGGGCCGUUCCUACAUGGAUAGAUAAAGUCCACGACCGGGACAAGGUGGAGCAGUGCAUUUAUGAUCUGGCCUUCAGACCCGACGGCUCUCAGCUCAUCGUUGCGGCUGGAAACAGAGUUCUGGUGUAUGACACUGCAGAUGGGACGCUCAUCCAGCCGCUGAAGGGCCACAAAGACACAGUGUACUGCGUCGCUUACGCCAGAGAUGGGAAGCGCUUCGCCUCUGGUUCCGCAGAUAAGAGCAUCAUCAUCUGGACCUCAAAACUGGAGGGAAUCCUCAAAUACACGCACAAUGACUCGAUCCAGUGCGUCAGCUACAACCCCGUCACACACCAGCUGGCCUCCUGCUCCUCUGGAGACUUUGGGCUGUGGUCCCCGGAGCAGAAGUCUGUGUCCAAACACAAAGUGAGCAGUAAGAUCACCUGCUGUGGGUGGACGAAUGACGGUCAGUAUCUGGCUCUGGGAAUGAUGAACGGAGUGGUCAGCAUCAGGAAUAAGAACGGAGAGGAGAAAGUGAAGAUCGAGCGUCCAGGAGGCUCUUCAUCACCUGUCUGGUCCAUUGCCUGGAACCCCUCCAAGGAUGAGCACAAUGAUAUCCUGGCGGUUGCAGAUUGGGGACAGAAGCUCUCCUUCUACCAGCUGAGCGGGAAACAGAUUGGGAAGGACCGGCCGCUGACCUUUGACCCCUGCUGCGUCAGCUUCUUCUCUAAGGGGGAGUAUAUGGUGCUGUGCGGCUCCGACAGGCAGGCGGCGCUCUACACUCGAGACGGGGUCCGGCUGGGCAGCAUCGCGGAGCAGAACGCCUGGGUCUGGAGCUGCCGGGUCAAACCCGACUCCAAUUAUGUGGUUCUGGGCUGUCAGGAUGGCACCAUUGCCUUCUUCCAGCUGAUCUUCAGCACGGUUCACGGCCUCUAUAAGGACCGCUACGCCUACAGGGACAGCAUGACGGACGUCAUCGUGCAGCACCUCAUCACGGAGCAGAAAGUGCGCAUCAAGUGUCGUGAGCUGGUCAAGAAGAUCGCCAUCUACCGCAGCCGACUGGCCAUCCAGCUGCCCGAGAAGAUCCUGAUCUACGAGCUGCACUCCGACGACUGCGCAGACAUGCACUACAGAGUGAAGGAGAAGAUCUGCAGACGCUUCGAGUGCAACCUGCUGGUGGUGUGUUCACAACACAUCAUCCUGUGUCAGGAGAAGCGUCUGCAGUGUCUGUCCUUCACUGCGCUCCGGCAGAGGGAGUGGCUGAUGGAGUCUCUGAUCCGCUACAUCAAGGUGAUCGGGGGCCCGGCGGGGCGAGAGGGGCUGCUGGUGGGCCUGAAGAAUGGAGCGAUCCUGAAGAUCUUCGUGGAUAACCCGUUCCCCAUCACACUGCUGAAGCAGAACACGUCUGUGCGCUGUCUGGACAUGAGCUCCAGCCGCAGCCGUCUGGCAGUGGUGGACGAACACAACACCUGCCUGGUGUACGACAUACACACCAGAGAGCUGCUGUUCCAGGAGCCCAAUGCUAACAGUGUGGCGUGGAACACUCAGUGUGAGGAUAUGCUGUGUUUUUCCGGCGGGGGCUUCCUCAACAUCAAGGCCUGCAGUUUCCCGGUGCACCAGCAGAAGCUGCAAGGGUUCGUGGUGGGCUACAACGGCUCCAGGAUCUUCUGUCUGCACGUGUACUCCAUGGCUGCGGUGGAGGUCCCGCAGUCAGCUCCCAUGUACCAGUAUCUGGAGCGCCGGAUGUUCCAGCAGGCCUACAGCAUUGCCUGUCUGGGUGUGACGGACAGUGACUGGAGGGAUCUGGCAACCGAAGCUCUGGAGGGACUGGACUUCCACACCGCCAAGAAGGCCUUCAUCAGGGUUCGAGACCUGCGCUAUCUGGAGCUCAUCAGCAGCAUUGAGGAGAGGAAGAAGCGUGGGGAGACUGAUAACCAGCUCUUCCUGGCAGAUGUGUUUGCCUAUCAGGGAAAGUUCCAUGAGGCCGCUAAGCUGUACCGGAGGAGCGGGCAGGACGGACGGGCCCUCAGCAUGUACACAGACCUGCGCAUGUUCGACUACGCCAAGGAUUUCCUUGGCUCAGCGGACCCUAAAGACACGAAGCUGCUGAUGAAGAAGCAGGCGGACUGGGCGAAGAACAGCAGAGAGCCGAGAGCGGCGGCGGAGAUGUACCUGAGCGCAGGAGAACACCUGAAGGCCAUCCAGAUCAUCGGGGAACACGGCUGGGUGGACAUGCUGAUAGACGUGGGCCGGCGGCUGGAUAAGGCGGAGCGUGCGGCUCUGUCCCGCUGUGCAGUGUUCCUCCAGCAGCUCCAGCAGCACGGAUACGCUGCAGAACUCUACAGCAAGAUGGGGGACCUGCGUGCACUGCUGCAGCUGCAUGUGCACGCCACACACUGGGACGAGGCCUUCUCUUUAGUGGAGAAACACCCGCAGUUCAGAGAUGAUGUGUAUGUGCCGUACGCUCAGUGGCUGGCAGAACACGACCGCUUCGAGGAGGCGCAGAGAGCGUUCCACAAAGCGGGCCGGCAGGCGGAGGCGGUGCGGGUGCUGGAGCAGCUUACCCAUAAUGCAGUGGUGGAGAGCCGCUUCAGCGAUGCCUCGUACUACUACUGGAUGCUGUCGAUGCAGUGCCUGGACAUCGCCAGAGAGGACAGUCAGCAGAAGCAGGAGAUGCUGAAGAAGUUCCACAGUUUCCAGCAUCUGGCGGAGCUUUACCACGUCUAUCACUCUGUCCACCGCUACAUGUCUGAGCCGUUCAGCUCCAACAUGCCGGAGAUCCUGUUCAACAUCUCCCGCUUCCUGUUCCACAACCUCAGCACACACACACCCAUGGGCAUCUCUAAAGUAGAUACACUCUACGCUCUGGCCAAGCAGAGUAAGCUCCUGGGAGCGUAUAAAGUGUCUCGACACGCCUUUGAGAAACUGCAGAGUCUGAAGAUCCCGGCCAGAUACCAGGACAGUGUGGAGCUCAGCAGCCUGACGGUCCGCUCCAAACCCUACCGCGACAAUGAGGAUCUGAUCCCGAUGUGUUACCGAUGCUCCACUAAUAACCCACUGCUCAACAAUCAGGGAAACUCCUGCAUCAACUGCAGACAGCCCUUCAUCUUCUCUGCCUCCUCGUAUGAGGUGCUCCCCCUGGUGGAGUUUUAUUUGGAUCAGGGCAUCAGUGAUGAGGAGGCCGUGUCUCUGAUUGAUCUGGAAGUUCCUCGUGUGGAGAAAAACAAGAGCUGGCAGGAGAUGAGCAGCGGCGAGUCUCAGUGUCUGAAGCUGGAGGACGGGCCUGAUGACCCAGAGGACGACCCAUUCACUGCUAAACUCAGCUUUGAGCAGGGGGGCAGUGUGUUUGUGCCGGUGCGGGUCAGUCGUGCAGUGCUGCGCUCCAUGUCCAGACGGGAUGUGCUGAUCAAGCGUUGGCCCGCUCCGCUCAGCUGGCAGUACUACCGCUCGCUCCUGCCCGACGUCAGCAUCACCAUGUGCCCAUCCUGCUUCCAGAUGUUCCACAGUGAGGACUAUGAGCUGUUGGUUCUCCAGCACAGCUGCUGCCCGUUCUGCCGCCGACCCAUCGACGAGUCCUGCUAACACACACUCCUGUUCACCCCGGUAUGAUCAUCAGUCCUGCUAACACACACUCCUGUUCACCGCGGUAUGGUCAUCAGUCCUGCUAACACACACUCCUGUUCACCGCGGUAUGGUCAUCAGUCCUGCUAACACACACUCCUGUUCACCGCGGUAUGAUCAUCAGUCCUGCUAACACACACUCCUGUUCACCCCGGUAUGAUCAUCAGUCCUGCUAACACACACUCCUGUUCACCGCGGUAUGAUCAUCAGUCCUGCUAACACACACUCCUGUUCACCGCGGUAUGAUCAUCAGUCCUGCUAACACACACUCCUGUUCACCGCGGUAUGGUCAUCAGUCCUGCUAACACACACUCCUGUUCACCGCGGUAUGGUCAUCAGUCCUGCUAACACACACUCCUGUUCACCGCGGUAUGAUCAUCAGUCCUGCUAACACACACUCCUGUUCACCGCGGUAUGAUCAUCAGUCCUGCUAACACACACUCCUGUUCACCGCGGUAUGAUCAUCAGUCCUGCUAACACACACUCCUGUUCACCGCGGUAUGGUCAUCAGUCCUGCUAACACACACUCCUGUUCACCGCGGUAUGAUCCGCUCUGAGCCGCUGUAAACCCGUCAGUAAAUGCCAGCUCAGCACAGCUCUGAUAGGAUUACACAGAUCAACACAAAGCAGAUUGCAGAGGUGCUGGACACACACACACACACACAGCUCAUUACACCCCUGCGCAUCCACACGUCUCUCAUGUUGGAGGUGUUUUUAAUAAAGAUUAAUAUUUCAGUC
Danio aesculapii is the source of this 4449-nucleotide messenger RNA. RefSeq names its product intraflagellar transport 122 homolog (Chlamydomonas) (gene ift122). Gene Ontology annotation, cellular component: non-motile cilium; intraciliary transport particle A. The record is from RefSeq and is a predicted model, not a curated record. The transcript is spliced from 29 exons. Gene Ontology annotation, molecular function: protein binding. Bases 109 to 3672 code for a protein of 1187 amino acids. Gene Ontology annotation, biological process: non-motile cilium assembly; protein localization to cilium; intraciliary retrograde transport. NCBI's taxonomy places the organism in Eukaryota, Metazoa, Chordata, Actinopteri, Cypriniformes, Danionidae.